CCGCUUCAGUUCAGUGGCACUGCAACUUUUGGCCGAAUCGGACGUAUCGCUGGCUCUUUGGAAUAUUAUUAUUGCUACCUGUGGCUAUCGCGUGUGUUACCUGUAUCUGUAUUUUGGCUUUACAGUUACUAACGAGUUAUGUGCGCUUGAAUGCCAAAUUUAAUUGCCGCUCUUUGCAUGUUCGUCAGCAGUAAUUUGAAAACGUUUUCGAAAAGCGAGUAAAAAACUACUUUCGUUUUCCCCCCUUAACUUUCCAUUUUUCUCGCUCGUCGUCUUGCCAUUGAAAAAAGUGUCAAACCCCAGGUGCUAACUAACCAAAAAAGAGCCAACACAUUUACUCAAAAAAAAAAUAUCUGGAAAAAUAUCAAGUUGUGAAACGCGUGUGAAUUUAUCAAUUUUUGGAUUAUGGCCAUCAUGGACACCGCCUGGCGUUGUCGCCUCACGAUCUUCGCCAUCGUCUCCCUGCUCUUGGUGGGCGAUCUCUUUGGAUAUGGCGGCGGCAUGAAGUCCAACCACCCCGAUCCCCACUCGGUGAGAUCGGGGGGCGGAGCGGGGGCGGGUGGUGCCCCAACGGGUCCGGCGGCUGCAGCGGCCAGCAAGUUCCAGUCGAAGAAUGCCGAAAUCGAUAUAACCGAAGAGCACGAUUUCAAUGAGUUCUCAGCGGCAGCUCAGUCCCUGAAGCCGGGAAUGGCGGUGGUUACCGGGGCGAGUCUGAAGACCAAGUCCCAGUUGACGGACACCAUCAAGGAGUCGUGCCUUCCGAAGAUGCUCUGCGAAUUGGCCUCCAAGCCGGAGUACCAACUCAGCGAAAAGGAGCGGGAACUACUGAGACUGAUCAGAUCUCCGACGAUGCCCUGGAUGAUGAACAUGCCGCCGAGCAAAUGGUAUUUCGCGGCCCACAUGGGCGAACUAAUGCGCCACACGGGCGACAACCUCAGCGGACCGAUGGGAUGCGCCAAUCUCUGGCCCAACUGCCCGAUCAGCUCCAAGAAGCUGAUGAAGCUCAGCUACAAAGUGAGGGUCUAACCCCCGGAUCCGUAUCCUAAGUAUUAGAUCUAGAUAUAGCCGCCUCAGCUUUUGUACCAUAUGUCUUCACCGUUGGAUUACCGUACCCUGUAAAUUACCCUAAGUUUAGAUUAGACCUUAGUCCCGACAUGACUGAAGUGACUGUAGAACUGUAACCACUCGUAUCCGUAUCCGCACCAUCUGGCUACGAGUCCUAGGUUGAUUGUAAUUACAUAAGUGUGACUAGUCACGACCCGAUUUAGCAUUACGCCUAGUCUAAGUUCGACGCUCCUGUAAUUGUUAAUAAAUUACACUCUUUUGUGCAAACUCCCUAA
Drosophila takahashii is the source of this 1340-nucleotide messenger RNA. RefSeq names its product geko (gene geko). NCBI's taxonomy places the organism in Eukaryota, Metazoa, Arthropoda, Insecta, Diptera, Drosophilidae. The record is from RefSeq and is a predicted model, not a curated record.